Cylindrotheca closterium is the source of this 501-nucleotide messenger RNA. NCBI's taxonomy places the organism in Eukaryota, Bacillariophyta, Bacillariophyceae, Bacillariales, Bacillariaceae. The record is from the annotation of a GenBank genome assembly.
AUGGUAGAGUCUGCAGUUCGAAACAGCACCACUGGAGACAUGAACGAAGAACUUCAGAUUCUCGGUACCGAUCGAAACGAAGGAGCCAUUGCCAUAUCCAAACGCAAUGCUGCUCGUGCCGGAGUCGAUCAUUUAGUGAAAUUUCGACACCAAGCCAUUAGUUCGAAUCAAUGGUUCGAGAAUCCUUCACUCGCACCUAGUCGAACACUAGUGGUAUGCAAUCCUCCCUUUGGACAUCGCAUUUCCAAGGACACCAAAAGGAAGAAGGAUCCUUCCAGUUCCUCCUUGUUGUCACUCAUUCAAACCUUGGGACACAAACUCAUGAAGCUUAUUGGCCAAUCAGCUGAGGGUAAUAGUCGUCGUCAAGUGGCAGUCAACAUAUUGGGCACCAAUCCCAAUCUGAUCCGUCGAUCUGGCAUUCCCAAUCUCAAAGUAAGCUUUGCGUCCAAACACGGGGGAAUAAAUGUGUUUGCCCUUGGUCAGGCAUCAAGCGUCACAUGA